Molecule: messenger RNA, 1155 nt
Organism: Durusdinium trenchii
Lineage: Eukaryota; Dinophyceae; Suessiales; Symbiodiniaceae
Source: the annotation of a GenBank genome assembly
AUGGUCCAGAUGUGGGAGAUUGUGGGAGGAGCAGACAAAGGUGGCAUCAUUGUGAGGGAUGGAGAGAAUACCAAGUCCAAUCAGCUGGACGAUCGACUCUCGACGGGGGCAUUGGUGGAAGAGGUUGAAUUGAAGGGCGACCGCUUGAACUAUAAACUUGUCACCGGCACUGGGCCACAAACCGGCUGGGUCAGCAUCAAGCUCAAGGACAAGGACUUGGCUGUGAAGACAGACAAAGGUCCGAGCCCGCCACCCACGGCUGUGGGUCCCAAGAACGAGGCUCCCCUCCCGAUUGCACUGUUCUUCCCCGGUCAGGGGUCACAGUAUGUGAAGAUGCUUGAAAAGGCAAAGGAUCUUCCGGCUGUCAAAGACAUGCUGGAGAAGUCCAAGACAGUGUUGGGCUACGACAUCCUGGAUAUUUGCCUGAAUGGACCGGAAGACAAGCUUGAGGAGACGCGAUAUUGUCAGCCUGCAUUGUUUAUUGGUGGUUUGGCGGGCUUGGAAAAGCUUCGAGAAGAACGAGCAGAAGCCGUCGACAGGGCAUCUGUUAUGGCCGGCUUGUCAUUAGGCGAAUAUACCGCGCUUUGUGCGGCCGGGGUAAUGAGCUUCGAGGAUGGGCUCAAGUUGGUGAAGCUUCGAGGUGAAGCGAUGCAGGAAGCAGCCACGUCUGGGAGCAAGAAACAACUCAUGCUCUCUGUCGCGGGGCUGGAACGAGCAAAACUGGAACCUCUUUGCAAAGAAGCCGCAGCCAAGGAGGCGAUCAACACACUGAAAGAUUUGGCGGAGAAGAAUGGAGCUCUUCAGGCCAAGAUCCUGAAGACAGCUGGUGCCUUUCACACAUCUUUGAUGCAACCGGCACAGGACCGGCUCUCAGCGGCCUUGGAAGAAACCUUGCCCAACAUGAAGCCGCCACUGCACACGGUUUGGAUGAAUGCCUCGGCACAACCCAUUCGACCUGGCAGCGACCCGGCCGAGAUCGUUGCACUCUUGAAAAGGCAGUUGACUAACCCGGUCCUUUGGGAAGAUUCUAUGAAGGCAAUUAUCAGGGAAGGUGUCAAAGAGUUCUAUGAAUGUGGGCCCAUGAAGCAGAUCAAGGCAAUGAUGAAACGUAUUGAUGCAGCCGCAUGGAAGACAACCACAAACAUUGAGGUGUAG